Molecule: messenger RNA, 4788 nt
Organism: Caenorhabditis auriculariae
Lineage: Eukaryota; Metazoa; Nematoda; Chromadorea; Rhabditida; Rhabditidae
Source: the annotation of a GenBank genome assembly
AUGCCGACGUUUCGUUGGCUUCUCUUUUUCUUUUUCUUCGAGUUCAAAUCGGGAUCCGCUGACCUUCCGAUUUUCAAGGUAAACUUCUCAAAUCGUCAUGCUUAGAGAGUGUAGGACAAGGCCGUCAAUUUCAAGAUCGCUUUCAAAUUUUGCACUGGUCCGCAAUAUGCCGUCGCGUGUAAGCGAUGUGUAUGCAGACGCCGUUCUCUUUUGAGCCAUUUCCGUUUGCUUGAGCUUCUACUUUUUGCGACGGCGCAUUAUGGACCGACUCUAGUCAAAGAUCGGUUCAGCUCUGCAAUGACGUCACCCAGAACAUGACGUCACUUCGGCCGUCAGCAGUGCUUAUGAGCCAAGCCCCGGACGACGAUCCGACCAUCCGCGACUUGGCGUGCGCCGUCACCAAGGUUGAACCGCGACGCGGCCGCCUCCCGUCUGAAAAUCCUCAUCUUUAGAGAUACAAAGUCACGAAGCGAUUUCCUUUGGACCCCGGCACAGACUUGUGCUAUCAACUUGCGAUGGUACUCUAAUUUCCCACUGGAGGAGCAUAUUUUAAAGUUAUUUCAGGCUGAAAUCAAAGUGGGACAAAUUUUGGUGGUGGUCCAUCGGAAUGUCAAAGAAUUGACGCGCGAGAAAUGCGGCUUGACCGUUUAUGGGCCUUAUCCGGACGUUCUUUUUGUUGGUUUUUAAUUUUUUCUUGUCAAAAGCUCGAUUUUGUAAAACGUUCAAGAACUGAAUAAGAAGAAUGCAAAGUGAAAAAUGAAGAUUUAAAAAAAUUGAUAUUUUUUUAUAUUUUUUUGUGAAACUAUUUUCCGGGGCAAUUGGUAAUUUUUUUGAAAUUUUGGAAGAAUUGGUGUAAGUGUCCGUAGCUGUGUUUGCGUCAAACACACCGAUGCGCCCUUUUAAAUGUUGCAGGAGCCGUUAUUCGAAAUCAAAUUGCACUUUUUCCUGUUUUAUUUCGAAAUAACAUUAUUUUUCAUUUUUUCUUUUUUCCAAAUCAAAUGAUAAUAAAUUUUUUGAUUAGAAAAAAGAAAAAUAAGCUAAAAAUUGCCUUUGACCUUAUUUCUAGGUAGUUUUUCGAUAUUUUAUCAAAAAUUCUUAUGAGGAUUGUACAAAAGAUUCAUACCAAAACAUUAAGCUCAGUUUUGACAACCUCUCAGAACAGAAAAGCAACUCGAAAACGGUUCAGAAAUGCGCAAAAACAUUUAAAAAGAAAGCGUGCGGCAGCGGGUAAACCGUGAGAUUUUGCCUCCAGUUGUACGCCGCGCGCGCUAGUUUUUUGGCCAUAACUUUUUUCUUAGUGGACCUUUUUUCAAAAACUAAACGGAUUAUGAAAAUUGACAGUCUUUUCUAUCGAAUAGUGUGAAAAACAUAUUUUUUGAAUCGUUUACUUGCUACCUUUUUUUGGAGAAAAAAAAGCUUCAAAAGCUCUCCUUACUUGAUAAAAUAACAGUAAGACUAGAAAUAGAAAAAAUAGAAGAUUUUCAAAAAAAAUUUCUCAUUUUUCCCUUUUGGAUGCAAUCUAUACAGCGGUUUUUUUGAAUAUUCGAACCGUUUUUUAUGAUUUUUCCGAGAACUUUUUGCCAUUAAUAUCUCUAUAAAACUGUAUAUUACUAUAAUUUCCAGCUUUCCCUUGACGAAAGGAAGAAAAAAUCGGGCAGCACUUAUUUUAUGGACAAAGUUGUGAAUGUCUACUACGUCACCAACGGAGGCCGUUUUUCGUGAGUUUCAUAUAAAAUAUUAUCACAACAUUAAAACUGAAGGAUCGACGUUGAUUACAACAACAAAAAGGCGCUCAAUUCUUGGAUCGUCGUUUUGAAUCAUAUCGCCGCGUUGCACGACAUCAUGCCAGAGUACAAACAUGGGGUUUGAAUCAUUUUGAAUAGCUCAUGAUUUUGAAAAAAUGAGACAGAUUGAACGUUUCAAUCGCAGCUCUCUGCUUCAUAUCCCAUCAGCCUACUUCACAGAGCUCUACAUUCGGCAGCUGUACGCCAAGCUUUUGGAGGUUCAUUUUUGAAAUAAGGCCUAACUCACAAGGGGGGCACUAAAGCGCUGCCAAUUUUAACUUACAGGGGGGGCUCUAAGGCGCUGCCAAAUUUCACUCCCAGGGGGCUGCCAAGUUUAACUCACAAGGGGGAUUUCAAGGCGCUGUCAAAAAAACUCGCCAGUGGGGGCUUUAGGGCGCUGCCAAAUUUCACUCCCAAAGGGGGCUUCAAGGCGCUGCCAAGUUUCACUCCCAGGGGGCUGCCAAGUUUAACUCACAAGGGGGGCUCUAUUUUUUUCUCAAAUUUCACUCCCAAGGGGGGCUCUAGGGCGCUGCCAAAUUUCACUCCCAAGGGGGAGCUCUAAGGCGCUGCCGAGUUUAACUCACAAGGGGGAUUUCAAGGCGCUGUCAAAAAAACUCGCCAGUGGGGGGCUUUAGGGCGCUGCCAAAUUUCACUCCCAAAGGGGGCUUCAAAGGGCGCUGCCAAGUUUCACUCCCAGGGGGCUGCCAAGUUUAACUCACAAAAGACCGUUCUUUGGCCCCCGGUUCUUUCAAUGAAGCUCGGCUGAAAUGCACUUCUGAUUCCAGACAAAAAAUGUUUCUUGCAAUUAGAAUUUUUUUUUCGAGUAUUGAGCUUUUAAAACUCACAAAUUACACAAAUAAUAGGAAAAUCACCGUUUUUCAAAAUUUUGAAGGGUCUAAAAUAAGAUCUACUGUGAGAAAUUUUUUUCUUAUUCUCAAAUCAGGAGGCCCUGAAGUACAAAUCUGCCAAUUUCCUUCGAAACUGCAACCAAGGGCCAAAAAAACGUUCCCUUGUUAAACCAAAGGCGAUGAAGAAACUUUAAAAUCAUUCUCCAGUUUCCUCAGCCGCGACGCAGCACGCAACGCUUCACUAAUAUCUUUUUUGCAGACAAGCUACCCGAUAUCGAUCAUCAUGAUUAUUUCGAGCCUUCCUUGGAUUUUACUUGCAACUGGCGUUUCGGGAUACCUCGUUUUUCGAGCCGGUGAUUUAUUUUCCGACAGGAUUUCGAAAUCUUAUAUAAAAAUUUAAAAAAAUUCAUUGUUUUUCUAAAAAUAUUUUUCAGCGAGGUGGUUUUGAAACACGUCAGCGACCGAGUACAGUGCACGUUGCUGGAAGUUGAUGAGGAGAUGGUUAUUUUUUUUUAUUUUAUGAAUUAUCAAAGUAACUUUCUCGGAUUGAGGAUGAACCCGGUGAUGAGUCGGAUCAAGGAAAAACGACGACGACUAAGACUUUAUCGAAGGAAUCGACCAAGUCUAAAGAGGAAGAGUCCAAGAAAGCUAAAGAUCCGAACGCGUUGAAGCAGCCGAAGAAGAAGAGUCGGAAGGAGCUUGAUCUGUCGGUUUUUUUAAAUGUUCCUUUUAAGGUGGCAAAGGCUCCUUUUUUUGCCGUCUUUUUGUGCCAUUUCACCGGCUUUUAUGCACCAAUUUUGCUGCCUUUCCCUUUCUCCACCAUUUCUCGAGCCUUUAAAAUCCCAGAACAAUGGAAGGCUUAAUAAAGGGACCCUUUUUGCUGCCUUUCCCUUCCUCCACCAUUUCUCGAGCCUUUAAAAUCCCAGAACAAUGGAAGGCUUAAUAAAGGGACCCUUUUUGCUCCCUUUUUGCAGCCUUUUUUGAGCCUCUUCUUUUUAGCGGCCACUAUCCACCAUUCCGACUUUGCCCGAGUUGUUUGUUUUUGAUGUUUCCUUUCUCAAAAGCCAAAAAAAAUUUGGAGGUUGAUACUUUCAGGAUCCUUUUCAGGUGCACCGAUUAGUCUUUUUUAGCGGACUUUCAAGUAAUUUUCCAACCGCUAAGAAAAAUAAGCUUUUUUCAAAUGUACCUUUAACGCUAAACUUUAAACUUUUUUCUACUAAAUUUUUGCACCGAAAUUGAACUUUUUUCUCAACUUUGAACUUCUUCCAGAGGUGUUGAUGCGACGCAAAAGUCGGCUAGAAAUUUGACACCAAUUAGCGAUGUUCAUACUGCCGAGGAGAGCCAUGAUGAUGUUACGAAGCAUGGGUCCGUUGAGGUUCUUUUUUUGAAUUUUUUUGGGUUUGGUCGGAAAUAAAAAUGAGAGGAAAAGAAUGACAACGGUAUUUCUUUUAUGCUGCAACUGAAUUGAAAAAUUAUUUUGAAAUAUUUUUCAUUAAUUUUUAAUUCUUCAUAGAGGAAAUUGCAGGUGAAUAGCUAAAAUCUGACGGUUAUUUAUUAUGAUUAAAAUUUUUUUUCUGUCGAAUUCUUCAAGGUGGGAUGUGGCUGAACAAAUUUUAGGUUAUAAUAAGCCAAAGGUAAGGUAAAUUUUUUUAGGCUAUUUGAACAAUAGAAGGUUUUAAAGUUUAUCAUAUCAUUUUUUUGAUUUAUUUUCCCCCCGUUUUUAGUACUUAUUUUUCAGAACUAUACUGUUUCCAAUCAAAAAAAUGGCCUCAUUAUUGCAUUUAAAAGUGCGACCACGUGUCAUAGUUGUUUUGUUUGCGCGGCUUUGGCCGAAAAAUGGGCGCCGAAACGGCGGCGAAAUGAUAAAAUAUCUAUUUCCCGCCACCACGUGGUUGAUGUGAUCGCAAACCGAAGAUUUUUCCCGUCUUGUUGCUUGAAAUUCCUGACAGAUCAUACGAACAAACGUUUUUUUUUCCUGUUUUUCUCUCCUAAUUUUUGGAGUUUGAAGCUUCGAGAUAGUACUUGCGGGGUGUUUACAGGCCCGAAAAGCUAGACUCAAAGCGGUCGAAAACAGUUUUGGUUUCAAAAGAAGACAGAGAUUUAUUGGAUAACCUCAGGAUCCGUGAAAAAUGACAUACUUUCAGGAGAAAAAAUAA